CUCAAAGUACCUACAUAAUCUUCUUCAAACAUCCGAUUGAAAUGCAACUUUCGUAAGCUCAUCUUAAACAUACAACGAUGCAGGAAGUUGAAACGGCAGUGCAGAAAUUGGAAGAUCAAAAUGGCGUUCCUGAUCCAAACAUUUGUGGGGGUUGAUUCCUUCACCGUGUUUCAGGAGAUAUAUCUUCGAACCGACGAUCCACGUGUCUCAAACAUUGUAAAUUUUUCUGAUUCAGUUGGCGAGUUGAAAGUAGAGGCAGUAGCUUCAGCCAAAGACGGGAAACGGGUGCUCUUUCAGUUUGACAGAGCUGCCUUUUCCUUGAAAUUUCUUCCCUUCAAGGUCCCUUAUCCCGUGCCUUUUAGACUUCUUGGAGACGAAGCAAAGGGCUGGUUGGAUACCACUUAUUUGUCCCAAUCUGGAAAUAUUCGUAUAUCCCGCGGGAACAAGGGAACGACAUUCGUGCUGCAGAAAGAAACCGAACAAAGACAGAGAUUGCUAUUAGUCAUUUCAAAGGGUCGGCAAGUCAGAGAGGCCAUUGAUCAGUUUGUAGCUGUAAAUCAAACUACAACUAAAGGUGAAUUUGAACUUCUCGAAGGCGAGUGGCUGAUGAUAUGGAGUUCACAGGAAGUAACGGAGAGUUGGAUAGAGAAUGCUUUGAAAGGUUUGAUGGGCAAGCAGAUCGUCAAGCCAAAUGGUCAGAUGAAAUUUCUGGUUGAUAUUCUGUUCGGUCUCAGAUUUUCGAUGACAGGAAAAUAUGUGAAAUCGGGCUCCAACACGUACGAUGUUGUGAUGGAUGAUGCAGCAAUAGUGGCUGGCCCGUAUGGGAUACCGGCUGAACUGGAAACGAAGUACACGCUUCAACUUCUAUAUGGUGAUGAAAAGAUGAGAAUUAGUCACGGCUAUGGUGACAUAGUUUUUGUUCACAUUCGCGUUCAAAACUGAGUUGCGCAAAAAGAGUGACGUGCGUUCGGUCUUCUUCAAGACACCGGCUAGCUACAAGACACCAGAAUUGUACUAGCUAGCUACAAGACACCUGAUUACUGCACAUAUUUAAGUGUAUAUGAAAUAAUACAUCGGUAUCACUAAGUGCUUGUAUAUUCGUUUUUGGAAAAAGUGAACCAUCAUAAAGAAAUUCAUGUAAAGCACCAGGAUUUGGUAUGUAGAUUAAAGAGGGAGAUAGUGAUUAGUGAUAUAUGAGGAUUCAAAAAAAAAAGAUGAAUAAUGCUUGUACACAAUGCAGCAGCAUUCACCCUGAUUCAACUAGUGAGAGUUUGGCUCAUGCUCGCUCUGGAAUUUCGACAUAAACAAAACCAUCCUUUGGCGCCUUCAUCAUCUCCUGCUAUGGAUCUAUCUGCCUCAAAUUGU
Messenger RNA from Salvia splendens (bonfire salvia), 1365 nucleotides. RefSeq names its product probable plastid-lipid-associated protein 12, chloroplastic. The record is from RefSeq and is a predicted model, not a curated record. NCBI's taxonomy places the organism in Eukaryota, Viridiplantae, Streptophyta, Magnoliopsida, Lamiales, Lamiaceae. The transcript has 9 exons. The coding region runs from base 121 to 942 and encodes 273 amino acids.